AUGAUUGACGACGAAGACCUUGGAUUUGUUGCCAAUUUUCUUGGCAUCUUUAUAUUUGUGCUAAUAAUAGCUUACCAUUAUGUGACGGCUGACCCAAAAUAUGAGGGGAACUAAGCACUUGUUUCUUGUUUACAUAAUUUUUGACGAUUCAGUUGGACCUUAUAUGGCAUAAAAAUGGUGUCAAGUGUUGUAACUGGAUUUUAUUGCAAUAGUAAUUAGAUUAACUUAGCUAAGAUUCUUUAUAUCUUA
Macadamia integrifolia is the source of this 249-nucleotide messenger RNA. RefSeq names its product dolichyl-diphosphooligosaccharide--protein glycosyltransferase subunit 4A. Bases 1 to 114 code for a protein of 37 amino acids. NCBI's taxonomy places the organism in Eukaryota, Viridiplantae, Streptophyta, Magnoliopsida, Proteales, Proteaceae. The transcript has a single exon. The record is from RefSeq and is a predicted model, not a curated record.